UUGUUCAUUCUGCGCCUACAUCACGGUAUUGGAUUUGGUUAUUCAUGAGUUCGGAGGCGCACAAUAGCUUUCUUCUUGACAAACGCUGUUACUGGAGACAGAAAUUUCCAGAAUAGGGAAGAAAACGAAUAAUUGUCGAAUACUGCCACUCCUCGUGGCAAUGCAACUGCUGCAUGUCCCACUCUCGUCACAUCCAAUCACGGCUAUUAUCUACACCUUGACUUUACCAUUACUGGCAUCGUCUGUUACAUCUCCUCAAUCCUCCUGGACCAAUUACCUCCUGGACCAAUUACCUCCGACACCGAGUCACGAGUACUAUUCGCAGUCCUUCGUUGAUGUACUCGUAUUGUCAGUUUACUCGCGCUCCACGACUCGCGAAUCCGGCACCUUUGUCACCAAAAGCGUACACAUUGUUCCCCAUCCGCAACCCCUCGGCGUAGACGUCUUAGUGGGCUUACUCGACCUAGUUCACUAAUGGCGUCCUUUGGACGAAUAGGUGGUUUGAAUCCCCGCGGGGACCCAGACGCGGGGCAAUGAAGCGGGCGCAAGUGAUCUGCUACCAAUAAUAAUAAGGCGAAGGGCCUCGCUGUAGAUGA
This is a messenger RNA of Aaosphaeria arxii CBS 175.79, 596 nucleotides long. RefSeq lists its product as uncharacterized. The record is from RefSeq and is a predicted model, not a curated record. The coding region runs from base 161 to 475 and encodes 104 amino acids. The transcript has a single exon. NCBI's taxonomy places the organism in Eukaryota, Fungi, Ascomycota, Dothideomycetes, Pleosporales.